Rhipicephalus microplus (southern cattle tick) is the source of this 2234-nucleotide messenger RNA. RefSeq names its product gamma-butyrobetaine dioxygenase-like. Gene Ontology annotation, biological process: carnitine biosynthetic process. Gene Ontology annotation, cellular component: mitochondrion. Gene Ontology annotation, molecular function: oxidoreductase activity. The record is from RefSeq and is a predicted model, not a curated record. NCBI's taxonomy places the organism in Eukaryota, Metazoa, Arthropoda, Arachnida, Ixodida, Ixodidae.
AUGAUAAAGCCGUGUUCGACGAGCUCUCGCCGGCGACUUAUCUCGGCGUCGCACGGCCCUCCACUGUUGCCCAAACAGGCGCAGCCCCCUAGAGCAGUCUUCCCAUUGGUCAACUCUCCUGGUAGAGAGUUUGGCCCAGGCCCCUGCCUAAACCGCGGGGAACAGGCGCUUCGCUAUAAAUAUUUUUGCUCUGACCACCUCGUUUUCAAUGGUUGCGCCAGUUCGGGACUAGACGUCAGGACGGACGAAUUGGUGCUGAGGCAAGUGACGCCUGCGCUGCAUCGACAGGCCCGCGAAUGGCGUCGUGUGCGAGGUCUCUGCUUGUGCCACUGUCGCGUCACGCGGCGGCCUGCCUGUCAUCUGCGAGGGCGGAUCCUCCUGCGCAGGGGCACCACGCCGACGCUGCAGCACGUCAGGCGCUACCACCAGAAGCGCAGGACCGGCACAGCCACGCAGCUGCAACAUCAGAACCAGCAGGCGUCGCUAAGUGUCGCCACCGCGCUGCCCACCGGUGCGCAUACGGUCAAGGUGAUAUUCAACGAUCACCAGGCGUGUGAGCUCAACUACAUUUGGCUUCGCGACAACUGCAACUGUCCUGAGUGCGUCCACCCGCAGAGCAAGCAGAAGCUUGUAGACACGGCUGGUCUGGACUACAACGUGCGUCCAGUCAGCAUGGAGGUUUCGGCUGACGGAAGCCUGGAGGUCACCUGGGGCGACUCCACCGGCACGCACCAGUCCUCCUACAGUCCCCUCUGGCUAUACCAGAAUGCCAGGAGCUACAUGAUGAACGCAGACACGGAUGAGAACCACAGUCCGCUGCCGCCCAUGGAAUUCUGGGAUAGGGUGUCCAUCUGGAAGAACUUUCCAGAGGUCUCCUACAAGGAGUUCAUGGAAACUGAUGACGGCCUGUACCGGUGGAUGGACUGCAUGUACAAGUACGGCGUGGUCCUGCUCAGAGGCGUACCUUGUGAGAAAGGCGAGGUCCUGAACGCCGUGCGACGUGUGGCGUACGUCAAGUCGACCAUCUGGGGCGACACCUUUGACGUGAUCUGCGAACCCGUCCAGACAGACCCUGGCCACCUAGCUUACACUGGCAUGUACCUAGAGCAUCACACCGAUAUGAACUACCGGGAGAACUCGCCCGGGCUCCAGAUGUUGCACUGCCUGAAGGCUACGGAAAGCGAGAAUGCUGGUGGCAAGUCCUUCUUUGUGGAUGGCUUCAUGGUGGCCAACUGGAUGCGCGACAACAGCCCAGCCGCCUUUCACAUCCUCUCCUCGACGCCGGUCCAGUUCAGCAUAAUCUCGCACAAUAUGCGGUACAGCCAGACGAAACCGGUCAUAUGCGUGAACAAGGACGGGCACGUGUGCGAGAUCCACUACAACAACCGCACACUCGCGCCCGUGCAGACAUCCCCGCACCUGGUGGCGCCCCUGUACCACGCGCUAAAGGAGUUCGCCAUGAAGCUCCGUGACCCCAACUCUGAGCUCAGCUUCAACAUGGCCCCUGGGGAUCUGGUCGCAUUCAACAACCGCCGCGUCCUACAUGGAAGGACGAGCUUCGAUCCCACCAGGGUCACCAGGCAUCUCGAAGGCUGCUACGCCGACAUUGAUGAAGUUUUCACCAAGUACCGAGCCAUGCGCUUCUCGAGGUCGUGAUGUUAAAUUGUGCUCGGCCACAUCAUCCACAUUGACAUCGGUGGCGCCCUCCGCAGCUGUCAUGGAUGUCUUCAUCCUCAACGGCGAAGGCAACAUCGACCAACUUUCAAGAUUGUAGCCAACCAUAAGCUGCACAUUCGUGCUCGUUCUAGAAAAUUAGCAAGUGUUGCUGUUUCUUCUGACCAACGUAUUGCCCGCUUAGAGGGUAAAAAGGAAAGGCCUUAGGGGCUUAAGCUGACAUAGGAAAUUCGUUGCCGUAUCGAGAUUUAUCGGCACUAUUGAACGUAUCCGCUUGAUUGUGAUAGCAUUGCGUCACUUAGCCGCAAGUAAUUGUUGUUUUUUAAACGACAGUAACAACAUGCCUUACCGUUCUGUAUGUUCUGAUUAAGAUAAUGUUAGAGUCAUUGAUUAUCUUUUCGCAUUUUUACCCGCUUUCUGCCAUAAAUGGGCAGUUUGAUUUUUAACAAUGUUGCAUGGAGACCAGAUUUUUUUUUUCGCAUGAGCUUGUAUUUGUGCUGUGCGCAUUGUAAGUGUGUCAUGUAAAUAUACAUCAGUGUUACAGUUCACAGUCCAUGGAA